Messenger RNA from Erythranthe guttata (spotted monkey flower), 1182 nucleotides. Lineage: Eukaryota; Viridiplantae; Streptophyta; Magnoliopsida; Lamiales; Phrymaceae. The record is from RefSeq and is a predicted model, not a curated record.
AUGACAAUUACUCUCCACGAUGUGCACUAUAUCAUGCAUUUGCGAGUUAGUGGAAAGCGCCCUAACGUUUGGAUUGAUAAGGCAGAUGCGAUUUAUGCAGGUGCGAGAGCGUUCGGUGUCGAGCCCCGGGAUAUGGCGAAGUGGUAUGGCGGCGGAUCCCAGUUAGAUGAUUUGGAUAGGAUGUAUGGCGACGAUUCUUCAUUUGCUUCCGAGUUUCGGGUACGAGCAUAUAUUGCGUACUUGCUUGGAAAGCUAUUGUUUGUCGAUAAGAGUGGAUCGAAGGUGAAAGCAUAUUUUUUCCCACUUUUAGAGCAUAUCGAUAUGAUUUCCGACUAUUCCUGGGGUUCGGCUACAUUGGCCUAUUUGUAUCGACAAUUGGGCAUGGCUACGCGUGCUGAGGCGGCGCAUAUGGGUGGUUGUCUGACAUUGUUAGAGUGUUGGAUAUAUGAGUAUUUUCCGUGUUUUCGGCCUCCGAUGGUUAACGCACAUGUGAAUGGAGAGCCCUGGUGUAAGAGGUGGCAAGUGAUACAUCAUAUCCCUAAAGACGAGGAUAUACUUGUAGAUUAUCGUCGACGUCUUGAUUCUAUGGGUGCGUCAGAUGUGAAUUGGACGCCAUUUGGAGUGAAUGUGUCACGUGAAGUUGAAAAGACGUUUCAUCACAGGACUAUUCGAUGGAUGGAUACGGUAGAGCCUUACAUGCCCGAUAGAGUUUUGCGUCAGUUCGGAUUUCGGCAGAUUAAACCGUCGGACCCUAUUCGUCCGCUAAAAGGUGCUAAGAUGGAGAGAAAAUUAGCAUCUUACAAAAUUAGCUACGAGCCUGGCGAUCAGAUGUGGAAUAUCCCUCACACGCACAUGCUUAGUGAAGAUUAUUAUGGUCAUUGGGCGCGUCCGGCUUGGGAGUCGACACCGGAGUAUUUGCCGUGGUAUCUCGACCACACCCACGUCCGUAUACAUCCUAGUACCGAGCCGGUUGAGAGAGCGGAGCCAUCUGCAGUUCCGUUUGUGUACGACAUCACCCGGGUGUUGCAUUCCUACUUCUACAAUAACUUGCCACCGCCGACUAUUCCAGGAUUUCGACAGAUUCCCGAUGACUUUUUCAGGACGAUCCAAGACAUGUGCGCCCCAUUCGCCGAGUAUCUACAGUUGGAUCGUCCUAAUGCUUCUGACGAACAAGACGCAUGA